Messenger RNA from Cinclus cinclus, 1915 nucleotides. It is a transcript of the gene RNASEH1, whose product is annotated as ribonuclease H1. Gene Ontology annotation, biological process: DNA replication, removal of RNA primer. Bases 547 to 1536 code for a protein of 329 amino acids. NCBI's taxonomy places the organism in Eukaryota, Metazoa, Chordata, Aves, Passeriformes, Cinclidae. The record is from RefSeq and is a predicted model, not a curated record. The transcript has 9 exons. Gene Ontology annotation, molecular function: nucleic acid binding; RNA-DNA hybrid ribonuclease activity; magnesium ion binding.
UCUGAAAACAACACUCUGGGGCUCUGGCACCAUGCGGUCAGCUUUGUCUCAGGGAUCUGUAUUAGAGCUAUGAGGGAAGUACAACAGCAGCUUGGAUACCUCAGGCUAUUUCUGGAGGUGGCCACACCAGUGCCCUCAUCUUUGCUACUUCAGCCUUGUCAGAAGCUGAGGUACUGAAUUUGGCACACACCCAGCUCCCAGCUUUGGUCUUCCAGUGCAGGUGCUAGGGGGAUGGUACCAGACUCUUUUGGGUGGUGCUCAGCAACAAGAUGAGUAGUGGCCAUAAACUAAAACAUGAGAAGGUUCACCUCAUGAGGAAGAACUUUUUUACACUGAGAGUGGCAGCUGCCUGGAGAGGUCGUGGAAUUUUGCCCUCUAGAGACAGUCAGAACGCACCAGGACAUGCUCCUGUGCCACCUGCACCAGCUGACCCUGCCAAGGCAGAUCAUCUCCAGAGGUCCCUCCCAAACUAAUGACCGUGCGGUUCCAUGAAGGGGUUUCUCCUCGCUCCACAGGCCCCCUCGACGUAGGGCUCAGCAAGAGCACAUGCACCUGGAGCCUGGACAGCAGGAUGAGAACCAGCUUAACGACCUUGUUCCGCUCCAGCCUUUUGGACGUGCGAAACACGUCAACGCACCUGAGAGACGUCCUUUGCUGUUAGCGAAUGGGGCUUCCAGAACGAGCUGGGACGGCUCCAUGUUCUACGCGGUGCGCAAGGGCCGGCGGACCGGCGUCUACCGCACCUGGGCGGAGUGCCAGGAGCAGGUGAACAAGUUCCCGUCCGCUAGCUUCAAGAAGUUCGCCACCGAGAAGGAAGCCUGGACCUUCGUGCGCGCCGGCCUGCCGGGGCCGCAGCAGCAGCAGCAGCCCGAGCCGGCAGGGGCAUUUGGUUCUCCAGUUGCAACACAAGAAAGUGGUAUCGAGAGAGAGGAACCAGAAUUAAAUACUGUGUUUUACAGUACAUGUAAGAGGCCAUAUGAACAGUCUACAAACGAAGAGCAGAUUACAAAGCGUGUAAAACAUGAUGAAGUACACUCAGUAUGCUCAACACCGACAAUCAGUGAAGAUAAGUUUUCAUAUAUGGGUGACUUUGCAGUUGUUUAUACGGAUGGUUGUUGCACUGGUAAUGGACGUAACAGGGCACGUGCUGGAAUAGGUGUCUACUGGGGACCAGGCCACCCUUUAAAUACCAGUGAAAGACUUCCUGGACGGCAGACUAAUCAAAGAGCAGAAAUCCAUGCAGCCUGCAAAGCAAUAGAGCAAGCCAAGAGUCAAAACAUCAAGAAGUUAAUAAUCUACACUGAUAGCAAGUUUACUAUUAAUGGUAUUACGAGUUGGGUCGACAACUGGAAAACAAAUGGUUGGAGAACAAGUUCAGGAGGAAGUGUAAUAAAUAAAGAAGAUUUUGAAAGACUUGAUAACCUAACAAAAGACAUAGAAAUUCAGUGGAUGCAUAUUCCUGGUCAUGCUGGCUUCCGAGGAAAUGAAGAAGCUGAUAGACUGGCAAGAGAGGGAGCUUGUAAACAAAAGUGCUGAUGUCCUGGGACUAGAGACUGUUGCACUGGGAAGAAAAGGCCUAACAUGACAGCAACAACUUGAACUGUUGUAAUUGUUUUGGAGUUGAACUUUAAGCUGUACUUCUUUCUGGCUUGAAGCACUAAAUAUAAACCAACUUCUGGGAAGGAAAGCCCCACAUUUUCUUCUAUUACAUUUGCUUUACAAUUGACACAAUAUUUAGUUGAUGAUGCUGAGUAUUUGUUUUUUCUCCAUCUAUUAGGAGGGCUGUGGUCAGUGUUUUUAGCCAUCUUGUGUGCUUAUGAAUUCACCUUAAAGAAAUGCUUCUGAAGAAGUGAUUUUAAAUCAAAGUGUUCUGUAUUUUCCUCUUAGUGAAAUAAAUUUAUUUUUUUUUUGUACA